CUAAGUGAAUAAAGAAAAAAUUCUUGUUUUGAAUUUAUCAAAUUAAAUUAAUCAUCAUCAUCAUCAUCACAUCACAUUUGAAUCACAAAAUGACCAAUGUUGAUUGGAUUGAUUUCGAACAGGACGAUACGUCCAUGAAUCUUUCGUUUCCAUCAGUUUUUGCUGAUUAUCUUUCCGAAGAAUUAUCGGAAAAUUUGAAAAGUAAAUUCAAUGAAAUUGGUGAAAUAUGGCGAUUUGUUGGCUUUCCUGAUUCUUAUCGUGAACAACGAACAUUAGAAAUUAGUCAACAAUUCAUCGAUUUAGCUGAUAAUUUAGUUGCCAGAAAUCGUGAUUUUCGUGAUGAAGGCCUUAAAUAUCGAGAAUAUAAAUUAAAAGAAGUAAAUAAAAUUCUCACUGAUCUAUCAUUACCAUCAUUUCAGCUAUCUGAUGAUGUACAAACAUUGAUUAUGCAAAAUAAGAUAUUGCAGAAAAAAUAUAAUGAAUUAUUGGUCGUAAAAAAUGAACGAAUGUUUAAAUUGGAAAGUUUGGAGAAUAAAUUAAAGAAAAUAAUCCAUCUACUUGGCGAGAUUUAUCAACCAACCAAAUUUGCUACUGACAUUCCAAGUGAAAUGGAACUAAAAAGUUUGGAAUUAAUAUUACGUGAUCGGGAAAAAAUUUUAUCUGAUCGAAAAAUGAAAUAUGAAUCAUUAAGACCUUCAUUAAUAAAAUUUAUCAACGAACUUGAAUAUGAACCUGAAAAUGAUGAUGAAAAAAUGUUGAUCAUAUUGAAAAAAGAGGAGAUUAUUUUCUCACAAUCAUAUGUUAACAAAUUGAUGACAUUUUUAAACAAAUUAUCCAGUUCAAUUGAAGCUUCUAAAACACAUAUUGAAAAACAACUUGAAAUAUUGCAACAACUUUACAAUCGAUUAGAUAUUGAUCAUCAAGAACGAGAUAUUUUCCUAAUGAAAUUGGCCGGUACUUUACCACGAAAGCAACAGAUAUUGGAUGCAGAAAUUACCAAAUAUGAGAUUCUAAAAAAGAAUAGUAUCGAAAAAAUAAUCAAAAAUGUUCGUCUGGAAAUUAAAGUACUUUUCGAAAAAUGUCGUGUAUCUCGAUUCGAUGGUUACCUAAUGGAUUCACAAGAAUAUACUGAAGAAUUGCUUAACGAAUUGGAAACCGAAUUUAAUGAUUUGAAAAUUUUUUAUGAUAAAUAUCGAGAAGUUUUUGAAAAAUUUAUCGAAUUUGAAGAAUCUAUGGAACGUUUGAUAGAAUUAGAAAAGAAAUCCACCGAUCCUAAUCGUUUCAACAAUCGUGGUGGUGCAUUGUUACAGAUGGAACGUGAUCGUAAAAUGUGUUCGAAAAAAUUACCCAAAUUAGAAAAAGAGAUUCGAACUUUGAUCACAUUGAUUGAAACCGAAAAAAAUAUCCCAUUCAAUACAUAUGGUAUUGAUAUUGAUAGAUAUUUUGAAACAAAUUGGGAACAGCUUAAAGAUUGUAAAACGAUUACGAAUGUAGCGAAAAAUUCGAAAACCACAAAUACUACGAAUAGUGCUAAAAAAAUUACUGCAGAUGUUUUAUCAAACAAAAAAGACAAACGAAUUCCAUUUUCACCACGAUCAAUUAAUCAGUUAAAAUUGAAUAAACAUGAUUCAAAUGAUCAGCCACUACCGGCAAAGAUUGCCAAACGUAAUCUUUAUGAUGAUAUUUUCAAACAUGUCGAUCAAGCGGAAAUAAAUUUUCAGUUGAGAGUCCCUUCCAAUUCGACGAUGAUCGAUGUAGAAAAUAAUCUUCCACAUAUGAAUCUGCAUACACCAUUGACCAAAGCAGCAAUUACUUUACGUACACGUGAACAUCGACGACGAUCUAAAUCUGUGGAUUUUGUUCGUAAUCGAGCAAAGAAUCGUAUCGUAUUGAAUUGUAAUAAUAGUAAUGACUAUUCAUCAUUAUCAUCCAAUGUUAGAACAAUGCAAAAACGACCAGCUUUUUUACCAUAAAUUUUUUUUCAACCAUUAAAAUAUAAAAAAAAUUUGAUUUUGAUUAUUAAACAUUAUUUUUUCAA
Molecule: messenger RNA, 2038 nt
Organism: Dermatophagoides farinae (American house dust mite)
Lineage: Eukaryota; Metazoa; Arthropoda; Arachnida; Sarcoptiformes; Pyroglyphidae
Product: protein regulator of cytokinesis 1
Biological process (GO): microtubule cytoskeleton organization; mitotic spindle midzone assembly
Cellular component (GO): spindle; mitotic spindle midzone; cytoplasm
Molecular function (GO): microtubule binding
Source: RefSeq, a predicted model, not a curated record